CUUCUCGGACGACCAUGGCUGCUUGUGGACGCGGAGGAGCAGGGAUCUCUGUCUGCUUACUGCUUCUGCUGGUGCCGCUCCAGUCCCCGCUCGCACAGGCGCAGUAUACCGAAUCGGGUGCCUGGGUUGGCGUCGAGAACAACACCGUCGUGAACGUCAAAGCACAGCUCGGCUUCACGGCUUUUCUGCCUUGCUCCGUUCGCAUGAUCGGGGACAAGCAGAUAUCAUGGAUCCGGCGUCGUGACUGGCACGUCCUUACCUCCGGCGUCUUCACGUACACGAACGACGAACGCUUCUCCAUCACGCACCGAGAUGGCGCUGACGACUGGACGCUCUCCAUCAGGUACCUUCAGGCCAGAGACAACGGCACUUAAAUCGUCAGCCAAUUUGUGAACCUGAAUGUGAUCGUCCCAGAGGCGUUCAUCCUCGGCAACAGCGAAUACCACGUGGAAACUGGAUCUCCCAUCAACCUGUACUGCAUCAUUGAACAGACGCCCAUCCCGCCCCACGUCGUCUACUGGAAACACAACGACCGCCUCCUCAACUACGACACGGAGCGCGGGGGCGUGAGUGUGACCAUCGAACACGGCGCCAAGACAUCGUCCCGCCUCGUCAUCUCCGGAGCCACCACGAAGGACGAGGGGAACUACACGUGCGAGGCCCCCAAGACGCUGCCUGCCUACGUCUACGUCUUCGUCAGGAAAGGAGACUUGACAGCUGCUAUUCUACGAAGAACCUCUGGAUCUGCAGGGGUCGUGGCUCUGCAAGGAUGGCUGUGGAUUGGUAUUCCAGCUCUCACUUUACUGUGGAGGGAAACUCUGGAGUUCUGUCAGCUGUUAUAGUUCGUUUCUGUUUGACUUCUUUUCUUCUUUGUCAUCUACAUCAACUUUAUGAAGAUUGAUUUUUCAAACUCUAAUUCAUGAAAAGGUCAAGCCAUUUGCCGAGUGCGCAGUUGUGUGAUUUUCCCGACGAGGUUUUUAAACGACUCAUUACAAGGUAGUUGUGUGAAGUAUGGACUGCCAAGACGUCCCUUUAAGACACUUCAAAAUAUGCCCUUAAUACAGUUCGUGUGGUCCAGUUGUCCAGGAAAUGAAUGGCAUUUAUAUAUAAAAUAAAAAUAAUAAAAAUAAGUGCAACAUGUGCAAAAUAAUUUUGUUACAAGGAAAGUAAUGUGUAGAAAAAGUGCUAAAAAUAUUCUAAAGGAUAACGAUUUACCAAGAUACAGAGAGAGAGAGAGAGAGAGAGAGAGAGAGAGAGAGAGAGAGAGAGAGAGAGAGAGAGAGAGAGAGAGAGAGAGAGAGAGAGAGAGAGAGAGAGAGAGAGAGAGAGAGAAGACGCAUUUUGAUAAGGAAUUCUUCAGAUUUGAUACUUAAACAUUGAUAUGUGUAAGAAAGCGAUCUUUUGAAUAUCUCAAAUUCAUAAACACAUACGAAUUUUUUGUGAAAUCUACCGCCACACCCAGCAAUACACUCCACUUGCAUCAAGCGGAAUGUGUUGUAUACUCUGGAUAUACACUGGAACGUUUUAAGGUAACAUUUCCUGGUAUGAAACAGUAAAGAAAGUAUUGGAUAAAUACUGUGCUGCAUCGGCUAAAUGUUUGCUUGAUUAAUACAAGGGGUUUACGGAGUCCAAACCAUUUUGUAAGACUGAAAUACUAAGAAAGAAAUCCAUAAAGCUCUCCUUGAGACUUGUUUUAUACGCACAUACAUCAGUAAUACAUCAUAACUUUUUUCUGAACAAUAUCAAUGUGUAUGUAUUGCACAUCGAUAAUAAGUUCUGACUGACUGUACAGACCUACUGCAUCUUUGGCUCAGUGAUUUCAUUAUUACCACAAUUUAGUUCGUAGGCCAGAGAUUUUAUACAUGUAUGAAUAUAAACCAAAGAGGAACCUCCUGUUAAUUUAUGUCUAUAUACGGAGAUGUGUAAGGUUCAUAAUCCAUGAUGUUAUGACAUGUUUUACGUGAAUGUUUACGUCACGGUAGGAGAAGUGCACACACACCUCCGGCUGAGUGCGGCCCUGCUGUUCCCCUCGUGUGCACAAUCUCUCAACCUCCUCUUUUUUGACUAUUGAGACGAAGGCAAGGGAAUUUUACAUCUCCUUCGAAACGAUUUUUGUCCUAAAAAAUAAAAGUAAAAUCCGAGUCAUUAUAGAUUACUUGAAAACUAAGCAUUUCAAGUACACACAGGGUAAAGGGUUUAUACAGUGAACAUUUCAGGAGAAACGUUGCACAUUUGCAACUUCAGACCUUCCUUCGUUACAAUUUGUCACAAUGUACAGCUAUUGUUUUCCUUCUUCUAAACAAUUGUGUCAUCAGUCUAUAUUUGCUGCUCCCGUCUGGUGAUACGAUGAAAAAGGUUCAGAAUAAAAUCCCUUUUGAUUUGAAAUUUCUUUCCUCCGAUACAGUGUAUUCUAUAUAGGAAAAAUCUGUUAUGUAAAUAUUUUUAUAUACCUGCUAAAUUGUAUUAUACGUUACUUGUAAUCAUCAACAACCUGCCAUCAUGUGUUUUUGUAUAUAUUUUAUGUGAUGGAAGGGAGUUUACAAGAUCUAUCAGUGAAUUGUAGAAACAAAAAUGAAAGUGAAAGAUACUCGCAAGAUAGAGGAUAACGAGCCAUUCCGAACAAACGUUCACUGAAUAAUAUGUAUUGGAUUAACUCAAGUUAAUUGGAAUAUGGUGUACUGUCAGUUGUGUAACUGUAACAUAUCACAGAGGCAUUACAAAAAAAAAAAAAAAAA
Penaeus vannamei (Pacific white shrimp) is the source of this 2735-nucleotide messenger RNA. The record is from RefSeq and is a predicted model, not a curated record. Lineage: Eukaryota; Metazoa; Arthropoda; Malacostraca; Decapoda; Penaeidae.